Molecule: messenger RNA, 3799 nt
Organism: Corythoichthys intestinalis (scribbled pipefish)
Lineage: Eukaryota; Metazoa; Chordata; Actinopteri; Syngnathiformes; Syngnathidae
Product: tumor necrosis factor receptor superfamily member 13C-like
Exons: 4
Coding region: 83-631 (182 amino acids)
Source: RefSeq, a predicted model, not a curated record
GUCCCAAGAGGCUGUGCAUGUAAUUCACCCCUUCCUGUGAAAUGGAGGAACUGAAACAUCUUGACUCCUGUUGCUUGCAGCUAUGACCAAGAGGAACUGUCCUCCCGGCAGCAAAUGGGACAACGUUGUCACCACUUGCAUCCAAAAUCAAGACCUGAAAGAAACUAGACCUGAACCUGAAACAGAGCCAACCCCAGUUUUCCAUCAAAGAACAACAUCUCCUACUGCCUGGUCAGACCCAAUUUCUUUGAGUCCAGUUCUGUGGAUUGCUGUGGUGUUGACCACUCUAGGGUCCAUCGUGGCUUUGGCUCUCUGGUUUAUUUUAUACAGACGGCAACGCAGACUCAAUACAACCUCAGAAGAAAUGGAGCCUGGACCGGAGCCUCCACAGAAAAUUGAGCCGCCUAAUAAAAGUCACUUGUCCGACCCGCAGAGAGCUUCAUCAGCUUCUUUUUACCAGCAAGGACCCCACGACAUCUCAAAAAGUCAAAAGGCAACAGGCAGAGGGGAAACAGACAGCACCGAGGAGCUUGGAGAGUUGCCAGUUUGCAAUGCGAUGAGAGAACACAGACUUCCACUUCCUGCCACAGAACUGGGUGGCACCGCCUUGGUAACAACCAAAACUGUAUAGAUUCUAGUCAGCUUCAAACUUCGGAAAAAGUCGCAUCAACUCUCGCAGUGAGAUCCAGAAAGUGACCUCUUGAGUUCGGGAGGGUGGAUGGGGUCAUCUUAUCCAUGUUGCAAGAAACACAAGUGCCUCGGAAAAAGAAUCCAAGAAACUCAUGAAAUAACCUACAAUGCCGUAAUUUAAUUGAAUUCAAUCUGUGGCGUUUUCUAAGGAAUCCCAAAAGUUUUUUCGUCAUCACUCCAAUUCACAACACUGCAAAUGGAGUACAGGGGUGUCGUGGAUUACAUCGUCAUUAUAGUUUGCCAAAUAUGAGUCAGUGCACAUGAUUUGCUUUCAUGGUCUGCACAAAACAACACGGCGGGCCGAUCUGGCAUUGAGUUUAAAGGGAUCCUCUAUUUUUAAGACAAGUAUUCUUAAAAGAUAAAUGUUAGUAUGAGUUAUAAUAAUUUAAUAUUAAAACCCCUCUUAAUGUUUUUGUUUUAAUAAAGUUUGUAAAAUUAUUUUAAGUGAUAGGACGCCAUUCUUUUUACGUCGCCGUGCGUGACGUCACCGGGCCCGUUGCCGAAAUUCCAGCGUGUCACUCGUUAGCUGCCCCAACAUUUCGUAAGUUCUACCCUACUUAUUUGAACCAGAUCUGAAAAGUGAAGAGCAGGACAGCACUGUCGGUCGUUCACAAGACGAGCUUCAGGAAAAAAAGCGUGCAGCAAAUACCUGAUAAGACAAAAGUUGGGCAAAAGUCUCAAUGACAACAGAGAGAGAGAGUGUAUGCUGUUGGGAACUCCGGUUGGGCGCGAGAGUGUAUGCUGUCCGGUUUUAUUAGCAGAUAUUCAAGGUAAGCAUAGUGCGUUUUCAAACUUAUCCCAAUAUAAUUAUGUAGAUUGUUAGCAUCCAGAGCUGUCGUGUGCUUUACAUACAGUACAGGCCAAAGAGCACACCUCGUGUAAUCCAUGUCUUGUACAUUGUAACGCGUGGUAGGUAGGAUACGUAUAUAAAAGUACCAAAAAGGGAGAAGCUUCCACUUAUGCACAUUUAUUCACAAAAAAUAAUAUUUCCACCUUGACCACUCUUCACUCGGGAGCUCAGCAGUAUGCAAACACGCAUUCCCUGACGAAUUCCAACAUUGUUGUAAGGUCAACGUCAGAGUCACUGUCGUUACUGUAGCGUGCCGUAGUGCUUUAAUUAUCUAGUAUGAUUUGGGGAAAACUCCCACGAAGAAAGGUCAACAAUAAAGAUAGCAAUAGUAAUCCAAAUCCGCGUUUUUUACUCACUUGAAGAUCCAGGAAUUAGACCGAUCCCAUGGCAAUGUCUCAGUCGCGAUCAGGCCGUCGAUUCCACAAAAUAGACUGAUCCGAAAAGCCGCUGUGGCACCAUAGAAUUUUAAAAAAUGGACAGAACCAAAACCAACAUUGCAGACACGGUGGGACCGUCGGAUCCAGAAAAUAGACGGAUCCCUUACUUGACUGAGGAUCCACGGAAAAUGUUCGGGCACCAGUUGUAACGCGUGGUGGGUAGGAUAUGUGCAUACAGGGACCAAAAAGGGGGAGAAGCUUCCACUUAUGCACAUUUAUUCACUAAAAAUAAUAAUUACACAUUGACCACUCACUUCACUCCCCUUGUUUCCAUUUGACUGGAAAUUGCAUCCAAAAGCAGCACAUCGUGGCAUUUUACUUUGCGAGUUUAGGCAGCAAUAAGCAAUUGUUGAACAUGCUACACAUUUGGAAAGAUCCCAAUUACUUCAUCACUGCGAGCCCGCAAACCAUGGCGCCAACUAACAGUCAAAAUAUGUACUAAAUAUUAUAAAAUAUUGCCAUUGAUUUAACAUUGUAUGUGUUUCUAACAACAUAUUUUAGUACAAGAGAACAAUUGUGGUUUAUUAGAGCCUACAUGUAUUAAAGUUAGAGGAUCACUUUAAGUGGCUAUUUUAUUUCAUAUAAAUAUGUAUACCGUAUUUUUCGGACCAUAAGUCGCAGUUUUUUUCAUAGUUUGGCUGGGGGUGCGACUUAUACUCAGGAGCGACUUAUGUGUGAAAUUAUUAACACAUUAUGAUAUCAUUUCACAUGUUAUGUUGGUGUUUUGGAGUGACACAGAUGGUUUGGUAAACUUGUUAGAAUGUUCUUUAUGCUAUAGUUAUCUGAAUAACUUAAUAGCUAUGGCCACGUUCGCGGUCUGCCUUUGGCAAUGUGUGUUCAAUUGAUUAUUGACUUUUUUAUAUUGAAAUGCAUGGUUUUAGUUUGUGGUGCUUUCACGCCCAAGUGGGGGCGCACUCGCACUUGUUUACGCAAAGAACAGCGCUCACACGCCAGAAGAAGACGGACAGCUACGCAGCGUCUCUGAGCGAGUGGGCAAGAGACAGAGAGGCGGAGAGAGAGAGAGAGAGAGAUACACGGCUGCGAACCUACGUUCAUUGUUUAUGCUUGUAAAAUAUCUCUACAGAGGCAGCGCCUGUGUGUAUCAUCUUUUCUGUUGUCGUUGUGUGCUUUCCACCCGCGAUCGACCACUUGUGUGGUUGUUUGAACGAUGUGCUAAUGCUAGCGAACGCAUGCUAACCGUUUGUGUCAUUACUGUAAUAGCAACUGAUUAUCAUUUAUUUACGUUGAUGCGAACCUGUUUGGUAUCGAGGACGAAAUUGAUUCAGCAAAUUAUACGGACGUCCAUCAUCGUCAUUUGGGAGUUUAGCUCACUGUAUAGCCAAGACUGAGCCGUAGCUUCCUGGUGAGGACAGUAUAUUCGCAUUUUGUUGUUCAUGCACUGUACACUGUACACUUAUUCAGCAUGUUGUUUUCUAUUGUAUUUUUAUAUUAAAUUGCCUUUCAAGAUGACAUAUCUGUUCUAUGUGUAGGAUUUUAUCAAGUAAAUUUCCCCCCAAAAUGCGACUUAUACUCCGGUGCGACUUAUAUAUGUUUUUUUCCUCUUUGUUGGGCAUUAUGGCUGGUGCGACUUAUACUCAGGUGCGAUUUAUAGUCCGAAAAAUUUGGUAGUAGGGCUGCACAAUGAUUAAAAAACUUAGAUCGCAAUAAUAGCACAAAUUCAAAAGUAGUAUUAACAGUAGUGAUAGUCAUACUUGUGUACUCCUUCCUUACAUGGUGUCCCCUCGGUAAAUGAUAUCGUGAUGUGCUUUUAAUGUCAUUCAUAGCUAGGUAGCAUGUAUAGUGCUGUUGUCAGGAUACUAAA